UUGUCUCAAACUUUUCAUUUUUUGCUGGAACUUUUUGAGGGAACUUUGAGGGACAAUGUGUGAUCUCGAUAAAUGGAUUGAAAUUGCGAAAACAUGCAAAUAUUUGCCGGAGAACGAUUGGAAGCGGUUGUGUGAUUUGGUGUGUGAUUUGUUGCUUGAAGAGUCAAACAUUCAACCAGUGAGCAGUCCUGUAACUGUGUGCGGAGACAUUCAUGGUCAAUUUUAUGAUUUGGAGGAGCUGUUUCGCACAGGCGGUCAAGUUCCCGACACAAAUUACAUAUUUAUGGGAGACUUUGUCGAUCGCGGAUACUAUAGUUUGGAAACAUUAACAAGACUGUUGACUCUGAAAGCUCGAUAUCCAGAGAGAAUCAUUUUGCUACGUGGAAAUCAUGAAUCGAGACAAAUUACCAAAGUAUAUGGGUUUUACGACGAGUGCCUAACGAAAUACGGAAACAUUAAUCCUUGGAAAUAUGCGUGUCGAGUCUUUGAUCUGCUUACCAUCGCUGCUCUCGUUGACAAUGACAUAUUGUGUGUACACGGCGGAUUGUCGCCCGAUAUCAAGACCCUCGAUCAAAUCCGUACAAUCGAUCGAAACCAAGAAAUUCCUCACAAAGGUGCAUUCUGUGAUCUCGUAUGGUCCGAUCCAGAGGAUUUAGAUACAUGGGCAGAGAGUCCUCGAGGAGCUGGUUGGCUUUUUGGAUCUCUCGUAACGAACGACUUUAUGGAAAUUAAUCAGUUGAACCUCAUUUGUCGCGCACAUCAAUUGGUUCACGAAGGAAUUAAAUACAUGUUUGGACAAAAGUUAGUUACAGUUUGGUCAGCUCCUAAUUAUUGCUAUCGCUGUGGAAAUGUCGCAGCAAUACUCAAUCUCACCGAAAGCAAAGAACGCGAAGUCAAGACAUUUAAUGCUGUGCCCGAUAAUGAGAGAGUAAUUCCGCCACAGAGGAUUACCCCGUACUUUUUGUAAAAUCUUUCAUCUUCAAAAACUUGAACAAUGUUGAGCACAGCUAUAUGCAAAAUCUUCUUUUAUUAAAUUUAAAUAGUGAAAUAAAAUAAAAAUCAUGUUCAA
Molecule: messenger RNA, 1069 nt
Organism: Culicoides brevitarsis
Lineage: Eukaryota; Metazoa; Arthropoda; Insecta; Diptera; Ceratopogonidae
Gene: PpV
Product: serine/threonine-protein phosphatase 6 catalytic subunit
Exons: 2
Coding region: 56-967 (303 amino acids)
Biological process (GO): G1/S transition of mitotic cell cycle
Cellular component (GO): cytoplasm
Molecular function (GO): protein serine/threonine phosphatase activity
Source: RefSeq, a predicted model, not a curated record